Molecule: messenger RNA, 1887 nt
Organism: Fusarium tjaetaba
Lineage: Eukaryota; Fungi; Ascomycota; Sordariomycetes; Hypocreales; Nectriaceae
Exons: 2
Coding region: 1-1887 (628 amino acids)
Source: RefSeq, a predicted model, not a curated record
AUGGCUCUUACUGACCCUGCCACAACUGGCGCUAUCAACUCUCGGCAUGCAUCAUCGCCUGUCAUACAAUCUUGCAAUUUUUGCACUGCUCUUGAAAAGCUCCUUGCGGACGAUGAAGUUGAAGUCAGGCUGGAAAAGGAUGAAAUAUGCGAACAGUCCUGCACAGCUCACGUGCCUUUGUUUCACUGGAUCGAGACAAAUUAUAGCGAGCAUCUCGAUCGUCUAGAAAAGGCUCGCAAGUACCAGAUCGUGGCUGAUAAGGGUUACGCCCUUGGUACAAUCUUUUUCUUCCGUGUAAGCGGCCGAACUCCUUGGCUCCGGGUAUAUAGCAGGAUGGGCAACAGAUAUGGGUCUUAUGAAGUCCUUCUCCAUUCAAAGAUCUCCCAAGAGGAGAAACGAUCCGACUACUCUUCCAGUGCGCUAGAUCCGGAUUGGGUUGACUUGGGCAUUGUGAAAGAGUGGAAGGAAAGGUGUUCCAAAGAACAUGGAUUAAAAUGUCAAAACCCCGAGGAGAAAGAUGUUUCUCCUGCAUGGCUUAUUGAUACCGAGGAUGACUGCUUGGUGUCAGGUACAGACAAUCACUCAUUUGUAGCCCUGAGCUAUAGAUGGGGUUCUUCAACAAAUCAAAAGAUAGACAAAGACACGUUUGAGCAACUAAAGUGUCCUGGCUCGUUAUCACGGAUCAAGAAGUUUGUCACAGCCACUGUUCGGGACGCGAUUCACACCGUUCGUGCGAUCGGUGAGCGCUACUUUUGGGUUGAUGCGAUAUGCAUAGCCCCAGACAAUAAGGAGGAGCUGGCCGAACAAUUGCAACUUAUGGGUGGUAUUUAUGCUUCUGCCAAGCUCACAAUUGUUGUGCUCGAUGGAGAUUCCAGUAAUGGUAUCAUGGGGCUCAAGUCUCAGUCAUCGCCGCGAAGUCUGGCUCACAUAUUUCCCUGGAAAGAUGGCAAAAGUGUCAUGGUACGACAAUUGCCUUCCUUGUCCGUGCAAAGUCAAGUGGUCUCCAAAUACUUCCAACGCGGGUGGACGUUUCAGGAGUAUACAUUAUCACAAAGACGACUUAUCUUUGGUGAUCAGCAGAUUCAUUGGCAAUGCUCAUGUGCAACCUGGCAUGAGGACCUCCCUGGGCUGGAAGACCCUACACACUCCCUUAAGUUUCCUAAUAUUAAACAGGGAUGGCCAGAUUUCAAAGAAUUCAACGUGCUCCUGAAUGAGUAUAAUAACCGACAGUUGACGUAUCCCGAAGAUGCAUUUCCAGCCGUCAAUGGUCUCCUCACCUAUCUCGAGAGCUUCUCGUUCGAGUGUGGGUUCCUUUUUGGUCUCCCCAGGGCGUUCUUUGACGCCGCUUUGAUGUGGUCCUACAAUAUCGAUCCAACUCGUAUCGAUGUCCGUACAAGACGCGGUAUCUAUCGACGGAAGCCAUCUGAGAGACGUCACUCAGUCCUCCCAAAUACACACCUACCCUCGUGGUCUUGGAUCGGUUGGCAAGGAGAUAGUAUCGGGAUGCUGGACACAGAAGCUCAAUUUAAGUGGUCUGACUGGACCCUCGAUUCGGGUAGUGGGCAAUUGGCCAGUUUGAUGCGGCCCUCAGUCAUCACAACGCCCAUCACGCAGUGGUACAACCAUGCAUCUCGUGAUGGAAGCGACAAGCAACAUAUACCGCGUUACCCAACAGUCUACAAUGAGUCCUCAGAGAUCUCAUAUGACACAGAAGUCUGGAGCGUGGAAGGUCCAAUGGAAUAUGGCUACAUACCAAGGGAAGCUGGGGGGAAGUACUCAUACAAACACCGCCAAAACUUGGACAUGGUCCCUUCAUCUCGUGCCGCACGAAGCGCGCCUGGUUUGGAGGUGUUCGGACGUAUGGCCACAGUCACCAAGUGUGGAUGA